CUUGAAAUUGUGUCUCUCUUAUGGACUCCAGAUUUAAGGAAAUUGCCACUGCCGUUGCCCGGCAAUCAUGUCCGAUAUGCCUCUGCCAGCUACACCAUCGGAGCGCGGCGGUUGUUAUCCCAUGUAUGCACGCCUAUUGCAUCGUCUGCAUCCGCAGAUGGAGCGAUGUGAAGAGAAAAUGCCCUCUCUGCAACGCCGACUUUGAUUCAUGGUUCUCCAGAAUCAGCUUCUCCUCCCGGACCUUCCAGAAAGAGAAAUUAUCAGCUCGUAACGAGACUAAGAAGUUACCCUCAGGUUUUGUCCCCUCUAGGCUGGGAGACCGAUUGGCGGACCGAAGAGCGAUUAGGAGAAGGAGAGAAGAGUUGAAUACUUUUGGCUCCAGAACGAGGCCGUUCCCAAGGCGGCGAUCCUUUGAUCACAAUGGAGCUUUAAAUCCAGAUGAUAUUACUAGGAGAAUCAUUCUCUGGCGUUCCAGCAUUUAUGAAGAGAGAUUGCAGGCUGUUCCCUUUUCAUCUAAAAAUUGCCUCAUGCAGCACAUGGAUAAUAGGAGUACCAGAGAAAAGAUGUUACAGAGAAUAGAACUUUGGAUAAGAAGGGAGCUGCAGGCUAUACUGGGGGAUCCAGAUCCAUCCAUUAUUGUCCAUGUUGCUACCUCACUUUUUAUCACUGAGAAUACACAUUCAACACAGAGGUGCGACAGAAAUGAUUUUCUUGCUCCAUUGCGGCCCUUCUUGCAUGAACGUGCAGAAGUGUUUUGGCAUGAACUAAGGUGCUUUGCCGAGAGCCCUUUGUCUAUGCAAACAUAUGAUACUGUGGUGGAGUACUACUCCUUGGACUAAUUCACUAGUACCAAUCAUCAAUGCGUUGGCUACACUCCUGGGGGUAACAAUAUAUUGAGAGGGAUAAGAUAGGGUUGUGAUCCAGCGUAGUCAUCUGAUCAUAUGGCUAUAAGGAUGUUGGAAUCUGAAUUCUUGCGGCAAAUGGAAGAGCAAGCCCCCAGUUUUUCUUCCUCAAUAGCCAGUUAAGAUUAGUUGAAGAGCCCACACUAUGCACUGUUCCUUAUGGAUGAAGUCUUGUUGCCUUGGCUUUGUCUAGGCAGGGAUAAGCAUAUUUGUUGUGCAUAUUCAUUGACCUUUUUUGUGAAGUCCAAGACACAGGAGAAGAUGACUACUUGUGAUUAGUAAUCCAUUUGUAGGAGAGGCUGGAGAGAUCUAGAAUGCUUAAAUUAUAUUUCUGCAGUGGUUAAUCAAAGCGUGACAGAAGUUCCUGAGGAGUUAGCAUUUGGUAGACGAUGUGCUAGCGACCUGUUUGAGCUCAAUAAGACACUGUUUGAAAAGUAUGAUUCGACAGUCGUGGACCUAGUUUUUCCAGUUAUAUCCUCUGUGAAGUCCGCAUUUUGAAGAAGAAGAACCUUGUGUUGAUAGUUUGCGAAGUGGAUGAUAAGCCUUUCAAAUAGAAACUGUACAGGGUUGCGAAUCUCUUGUGUGAAAUGCACAUCGUUGGAAAGGUGUUAACUGCGCUGUGUCAUGUACAAAAAUUAGAUGGUACACAUGUUUCGAUAUUAAAUUAU
Molecule: messenger RNA, 1570 nt
Organism: Solanum verrucosum
Lineage: Eukaryota; Viridiplantae; Streptophyta; Magnoliopsida; Solanales; Solanaceae
Exons: 5
Coding region: 21-839 (272 amino acids)
Biological process (GO): protein polyubiquitination; protein monoubiquitination
Molecular function (GO): ubiquitin protein ligase activity
Source: RefSeq, a predicted model, not a curated record